This is a messenger RNA of Toxorhynchites rutilus septentrionalis, 1454 nucleotides long. RefSeq names its product senecionine N-oxygenase-like. Gene Ontology annotation, molecular function: N,N-dimethylaniline monooxygenase activity; flavin adenine dinucleotide binding; NADP binding. Bases 127 to 1410 code for a protein of 427 amino acids. Lineage: Eukaryota; Metazoa; Arthropoda; Insecta; Diptera; Culicidae. The transcript is spliced from 2 exons. The record is from RefSeq and is a predicted model, not a curated record.
GUAGAUAAGGGAUCGCAAAAGUCGCAGUCGCAUUUGCUGGGUAUUAAAUAUUAGUGCAGGGAAACUACCCUGCUUUAGUUGAGCGGAGUAUGCGACACGAGUUGGUUCCCCUAGCCUUCGUAUGUUAUGGACGGUCGAUCUUCCUCCUACUGUGUAAUAGGCGCCGGAACAGCCGGAAUUGCCACAGCAAGACGUGUGUUGGAAAGUGGUGCGCAGGUGGUAAUCUUCGAACAAACCGAUAGAAUCGGUGGAACCUGGAACUAUACCGACUCGGUCGGCAAGGAUAAAUAUGGGCUGGAUAUCCACACUAGCAUGUACCAAGGGUUGCGGACAAACCUACCGAAGGAGGUUAUGGGCUUUCAGGAUUUUCCGAUUCCUGACCAAGAAGAGUCGUACAUUCGGGCGGAAGAUGUGUUGCAGUUCCUAAAACUUUUCGUUGAAUCGUUCGAUCUCGAUCGACAUGUGCUAUUUGAACGACACGUGCAACUUGUGGAACGCGUUGAAGAGAUUGGAAAAUGGCAAGUGCAAGUGAAAAAUUUAGUGGAAGGACAAAUAGAAACAUACCUAUUUGAUUUUGUGUUCAUUUGUAAUGGGCACUAUCACACCCCAAUGGUUCCAAAUUAUCCGAAUCAGCACCUUUUCAAAGGAAAACAACUUCACAGCCAUGAUUAUAGAUCAUCAGAACAUUUUAAAGAUGAAACAGUGCUGGUUAUCGGUGCGGGUCCAUCCGGCAUGGAUAUCGCGCUGGAGGUUUCAAAAAAAGCAUCCAGUGUAACCAUUAGCCAUCACACAAAGGAACCAUUCAAGACCACCUUCCCAUCGAAUUUGGGAGGGAAACCUGAUGUACAAGAACUCACCGAAACAGGCGCGUUGUUUGUAGAUGGUUCACGGGAACAUUUCACGGUGAUCCUCUACUGUACUGGUUACCGUUAUAGUUUUCCCUUUCUGGGUAGCAGUUGCGAAAUCAGCGUCGAGGAUAAUUACGUUCGGCCGCUGUACAAGCAUUGCAUUAACAUCAACCAACCGACGAUGGCCUUCGUAGGGAUUCCUUACUAUGUAUGUGCGGCGCAAAUGUUCGAUUUGCAGGCGAGAUUUUGUCUCAAGUACUACACUGGCCAGAGAAACCUGCCGUCGAAGGAAGAGAUGCUUGCCGAUAUGGAGGAACAGAUGGGACACCGUUGGAGGCAGGGUUAUCGUAGACGUCAGGCACACAUGAUGGGACAAGCACAGAGCGAGUAUUACACAGAUCUGGCGAAAACAGCUGGCUUGAGGCCAAUUCAACCCGUGAUGGCGAAGUUACACAACGAGAGCAGCCAGCGGUUCAAUGAUAAUUUGCUGAACUUCCGAAAUGAUAUUUUUAGGAUAGUGGAUGAUGUGACUUUCGAAGAAGUUGAAAGGAAUUUAUGUUAACGGAUCUAUGGAUAAGUAGAAUAAAUCUUUUAUUUAAUCAUAAA